Molecule: messenger RNA, 1980 nt
Organism: Trichechus manatus latirostris (Florida manatee)
Lineage: Eukaryota; Metazoa; Chordata; Mammalia; Sirenia; Trichechidae
Gene: FITM2
Product: fat storage inducing transmembrane protein 2
Exons: 2
Coding region: 55-834 (259 amino acids)
Biological process (GO): phospholipid biosynthetic process; lipid droplet organization; lipid storage
Cellular component (GO): endoplasmic reticulum membrane
Molecular function (GO): coenzyme A diphosphatase activity
Source: RefSeq, a predicted model, not a curated record
AAGACGGUGGCCGAGAGCUCUUGGGAAGGCGGACGGUGGCCGACAAGGUCGGUCAUGGAUCAUCUGGAGCGCUGCGCGAGGGUCCUCAGGGGGACGCUGGUGCGGGCGGCUGUGCGGCGCUACCUGCCCUGGGCGCUGAUGACGUUCAUGCUGGCGGGCUCCCUCCUCAAGGAGCUCUCUCCGCUGCCGGAGAGCUACCUCAGCAACAAGCGCAACGUCCUUAACGUGUAUUUUGUCAAACUAGCCUGGGCCUGGACCUUCUGUCUCCUCCUGCCUUUCAUUGCUCUCACCAACUACCACCUGACAGGCAGGGCUGGGCUGGUCCUGCGGCGGUUGAGCACCCUGCUUGUGGGCACGGCCAUCUGGUAUGUCUGCACAACCAUCUUCUCCAACGUUGAACACUACACGGGUAACUGCUACCAUUCGCCAGCCCUGGAAGGGGUCAGGAAGGAGCACCAGGACAAACAGCAGUGCCACGGGGAAGGAGGCUUUUGGCAUGGCUUUGACAUCUCAGGCCACUCCUUCCUGCUGACCUACUGUGCCCUCAUGAUUGUGGAGGAGAUGGCCGUGCUGCAUGAGGUGAAGACGGACCGAAGCCACUGCCUCCAUGUCGCCAUUACCACCCUGGUCGUGGCCCUGGGCACCCUGACCUUCAUUUGGGUGUUGAUGUUUCUGUGCACAGCUGUUUAUUUUCAUGACUUGUCCCAGAAAGUGUUUGGCACCCUGUUUGGUCUGCUGGGCUGGUAUGGGACGUAUGGAUUUUGGUAUCUGAAAUCCUUUUCCCCAGGACUUCCUCCCCAGACCUCUAGUUUCAGUUUGAAGCGAGACAGUUAAAAGAAAUAAAAGAGAAACGAAAGGGGUGGCAGCAGGACAGUGGCUAAUAUAUUUUUCAUUUAUUUGUCUUAGUUGGCUAAAUUAUCGCUCCUACUGCAGAGCGGAAGCUUACCAGGCAGUUUUGGUGUGUGGUGGUAGAGUCUGGGGAGCACAUUUAGUCCCCAGACUAAUCUUGCGACGUUAUCCUGUGUCAUAAGCACCACCAUUCCAGCCAGACACUUUUCGUCCCUGGCAGGACUCGACCUUGGUCUGGAACUCUGCUUUUGUCUCUAAAGGGCAGAGCAGAGGCUCAGCGAAAAGACAGAAUCAGGAAAGCUUCCCUUGGGUGGCUGAGGGAGGCCAGGGGCCUCAGGACUCUUACCUGCUGCCAUCAUCCUGAUUCUGGUUGUCUUUUGGUUUUAAUGUCUGUUAAUGCUGUUAUUUAAAAAUGUUUCCCUCUGGUCCAUUUUGCACAAGCAUUUAUUUCAGGCAGGGUUGUUUAUAAAACUACAAACUCUCUGGUUGUAGUAUUUGUUUAUCCAUGGAAUGUUAAAUAUUGUGACUGGCUUGGGAUUAGCUACCAAAACAGGCCUGUUGAACUGGAGUGCCUCUGUGACUUAGUAUUGUAUGAUUUUAAUGUCAUGAACAUUGAUGACUUUCUGUCAGUGAUUUCUAUGAACGUGUGUUGGUUUUUGAAGCAAUAAGGUUACUGUUUUUUCUUCCUUUUUGAGUGAAUGCUUUCUAGGUUUUAGUAACAACCGUGGCCGUUGUUCUUUGUGGACAAAACUGAGAAUAACUCACAAUGCCAGUGCUACACGUUGACAUGUGUAGAUUGUUUUGAGGGUUUUUUUAGAACACUAAUUUACUUUUUAUAAACCAAAAUCUUGGCUUAUGGUAUUAAAUUCCACCUCGCAGGGCUGUUGUCUUUAUUAAGAAUAAAACAGGAAAGCAGGUGGUUUAAUAAUAACUUGAUAAAUUUCAAGCUGAGUCAGAGUAAUUUUGCAAAAUGCAUAUUUGCACUGAAAUGUUCCUGACCACAUAUCAGUGGUACAGACUGAAGAGUGCUUCAUGGUCCUAAGUACAUUGAUAGGUCUUCGGUGGCCUAUGGCGUUUUUACCUUUUGAGCAAGAUUAUGAUAACUCAGAAGUAAAAUAAAAUGUCUCCCGU